CCCUUUUGAGCGAUAGAGGGCAGUAAAGAGCGGUUUUGUUUACUAACGUGCUGGCUGACAUCAGCAGAGAUUUAGCUUAUCAGCUGACAGGUGUUUUGAGAUGCUAACUUGUUAGCGUUGAGGUUACAUGAUUAUUAGUAUUGAUAUUCUAAAAGAUGUCGAGUGCAUUGUGGAGGCCAACCAUUAAUUAAGCCGACAGCUUGACUUUGAAGCGGCGAUAGCGAGGUGUUUCCCCUGAACAGCCGUAGCUAGUUUUAGCCUAUCGGUCACUAGCUAGUUAGCUAGCCCAAUGAAGACUGUACGAGUGUUAGCUAAGCUAUUAAAAUAGGCCAGAUAAGUUACUAAGUUGUAAUAUAAAUGUUGGCUAAAUGGCAAGGACCGACCAGGGCAAUGGACUUGAUUUUAGGGGCAGCACAGAUAAGCUGACAGGUAGCGGUGGUGGGAGUAGUUGUGGUUCGUUUACCUCCGAUGUGGUAACACUGGAGGCGAAUGGCACUGAUGACACUUCUGGGGAAAAACAGGUGGACAAGUACGGCUUUACAGGUGGAGCCCAGCAGUAUCCAGGCCUUAAUGUUGAAGAAAUCCCCACUGAGGUGCUGAGGCAGCGGGAGGCCAAAUGGCUGGAGAUGCUCAACAGUUGGGACAAGUGGAUGGCCAAGAAACACAAGAAGGUAAAAGAGCGCUGUCAAAAGGGCAUCCCUCCGUCACUGCGUGGUCGGGCCUGGCUCUACCUGACUGGAGGCAAAGUGAAAGGGGAGCAAAACCGGGGCAAGUUCCAGGAACUGGAUAGCCAACCAGGAGACCCCAAAUGGGUGGACGUCAUUGAGCGAGACCUCCACCGACAGUUUCCCUUCCAUGAAAUGUUCUCAGCUAGAGGGGGACAUGGGCAGCAAGACUUGUUCCGUGUGCUGAAGGCGUACACCUUGCACCGUCCCGAGGAGGGCUACUGUCAGGCUCAAGCCCCCGUUGCCGCUGUGCUCCUCAUGCACAUGCCAGCAGAGGAUGCUUUCUGGGUUCUUGUACAGAUUUGCGAGAAAUAUCUUCCUGGAUACUACAGCACAGGGCUGGAGGCCAUCCAGCUUGACGGAGAGAUCCUGUAUGCUUUGCUGCGGCGGGCAUCUCCCGUGGCCCAUCGUCACCUCAAGCAACACAAGCUCGAGCCCAUCUUGUACAUGACGGAGUGGUUCAUGUGCGCCUUCUCGCGCACACUGCCAUGGGCGUCAGUGCUGCGCGUCUGGGACAUGUUCCUCUGCGAAGGAGUGAAGAUCCUCUUCCGAGUGGGCCUGGUUCUCCUGAAAAACAUGCUGGGAUCCCAAGAGAAGGUGAAAGCCUGCCAAGGUCUGUAUGAAACAAUGGAGCGUCUCAGGGCCAUACCUCCACAGUACAUGAAAGAGAGUUUUCUGGUGCAAGAGAUCAUAGACUUGCCCAUAUCAGAGAAAGAUAUUGAGAAAGAGCACUUGGCGCAGCUACGAUGCUGGAAGGACACCCACGGCGACCUCAAUUACAAAUCGCCUCCCAGAAUGCACGGCGCUAAGGCAGUCAUGGCUGCAGAGCCGCCAAGUCGACAGGAUUUGAGGCAGAGGCCCACCAUCAUCGUCGAAUCCUCCUUGGAGGACGCAAGGGACAACACUAGGAAGGACACAAAGGGCAAGUGUGAGGAAACUAUUCUGUCGCCACAAGAGAUGGACAGUCCUCCCUCGCCACUCACUGAGCCCUCGCUGCUCCUCCAACCAGUACAAGGGUCCAGGGAGAGCAUAAGCAGCGCCGAGCAUGACACCUUCCUGUAGCAGGGUGAGCAUCAGUCCAUGACACCUUCUUUAUGAGCGGUAAAGAUUACUGAGUCUUUUAUAACAUCAGGGUGUUACUGCAGUCAAGAGUGUGGCGCAUCUGUAAUGUGUAAUUUCCCUUGAAGAACAGUAGGUGGCAACAAUGACGAGCAGUACAGUCAAUCCCAUAUUGACCGAAUGUAGCAGGUAUGCUUUUUCAUGACUAAACAUGGUAAGUGCUACUGCGGCCAUGGAGGGAAUAUGAUUAUGUCUCAGCAGGCAGACAUGGACUCAGCCAAUCACCAGGUACAUCAUUAGGCACAUUUUAAUGAGAUACAAGGAAACUCUGCAUUUCAGUUGACACAGUGGAACAAGUAUCCCAUCCAUCCAUUUUCUAUACUGCUUGUGAGAGAGGUAUUAAUUUAACAAUUUGUUUAUUACUGCAUCAUACUGAUGAAUGUGUUUAAUAUUAUUGCUUCAUUAGUGUAUCUAAAUAAGCUAACCAAAGUGUCAGAAACAGCUCUCGGUAUGACCUAGGAGUGCAUCACACGGCUGCGACCAGUAGAGGCGCUGUCGAUUCAGUUUCAACUAGUUUGCUAUCUAAAGAAGUAGAACACUCCAGCUGUGGGAAGUUGAGCCACUGCACACCCAUGCAGACCUUUGCUAUAGCACAGAUGUUUCACACAGGAUAUAUUUGCAUAUCAAUAUGAUGUUGAUACAUUUUAAAAGAAGAUAAGUGUAAUUACCCAACUUGCCCACCUGGUGGAGUAGUAGCUAUGCAACCUUUUCUUCUGCUACAAAAGUACAUCGUAUCAUAUCUAAAGAUGAAGGCCAAAUUCGAAGUACAGCAAAAAAUAAAUACAGAUGUUGAACUAUUUUGACACAGCUCCUAAUCUACCUAAUGAUGUGGCUAGUGAGCGUCGAGCGCUACGCUCCUGUGCACAACAUUACACCACCAGCAGAGAUGAAGGAAUUUGUGUUCAGCAGUGUUUUUGUGCCACUUUAUUUUAAAAGAUUUUAAGCACAUGUAGCCAUUUAUGUGUGUAUUCAGGCAGGGAAUGAAGCCAAAUAAUGCAAAUAAGUCUCGCUGUUUAAGGUUGCGACUGGAAAAGAAAUUACACAACAUUGUAAGCACAAUCCUGUUUACCUUUACUGAGCCACGUGUUAUUGGCAGAUCAUUUGGUUUUCUACGUGUUCCAAAACAAAUGCAGUCAAAUGAAUGUACAAGUAUUCUUUUUUACGUUAAUAUUUGCUCCAGUUAUAUUUACUUUGCACUUUUUUGGAGGGGCGGGGGGAUCAAUACUUACAAUCAGAGGUAACCCAUCAACUGUAUAAUGGUGACAUGAUUUAGCUAUAAACUUUCUGUCGAUACUUUAUAAAGGGAAAACUCUGGAAGGUAUUAGGUUUCAAUCAAAAAGUGUUACAAUAAUACAAUUUAGGAUGUAGUGCUAAGGGAUGAACAGCUGUGUGUUGUCUGUAGAUGGCACCACUGAGCUGUUACUCAUGCUAAUACACUAAUAAUGAUUAAGACGUUACAAAUUGGUGCAAUCCAAUAACAGGCUGCUGGGAUGCUGAAGUAUUUUUCUAUCAAACUGUUGGGUUUUGUAAAUGAGUAAAAAAAAAAAAAAAGCUACUUUUUUGUAUAUUUACAUUAAUAAAUAAAAUAUGUAAGUGAUUUGAUUUUGCAGACUUGCCUGUUGAAUGCCUAUAAAUAAGAACAAUGACACAAAAAAAGACAUGCACACAGCAGAGCCUAACUUCAAUAAUACGCCCUGUGUUAGUUAACAUUCAUCUUCCGCCCACCCUCGCCCUCCACACUUCCUCGGACACCUGUUUCUCCGGCUCUUUCAGCUCGUGGGGGAAUUUGCAUCUGAAUCAGGGCAAAUUCCCACAACGCCAUCCAGUGCGCCUCACUCUGCCUUUUGGCCUCUUUUAGACAUCUGAAUGGAGGCUGACUGUGACUCCAUGAUGGAGAUCAGCUGUGCUGCUGCAUGAUUAAGGUUCAUGUCUGGAAAUGAAACUUUACUGAUCACAUACACAGUUACACGUAGUAAACAUGCUCUAACACACACGUAAUUACUGUAUAGUGUAUAAGUAUAAAAAAAAGGAGAACGUAAUGCACGUUGCAACACUAGGUGUGUUUAGUCUCAAUGUGAAGAGAGUUGCCCUUCCUGUCUUUGUCCGUCAUGUCAUUAUCAACAAGUGAGUGGGACACAGUCAUUUUAUACUUGCACAGUGCUUAACUUCUUUUUACACUUUUAUGGCAGUUGUAAAGGAGCGACUGGCUUUCAGCAAUCUCUUCCUAAUAGCUUGCUAAGCGCUUCAUGAAAGGGUAAGUACACAUUUUUAAUAUUAACAAUGGUUACCUUCUUUUUACACGUGUGAGAGUUUUAUAACAGUGGCUGGCCUUCAGUCAAAACAAUGUGUACUUCAUCAUAGUAUUAGUAUAGGCGGAGUUUGAUAUUAACGAGGUUUACGUUAUUUUUACACUUGUAUGAGAGUUGUACAGCAGUGACUGUCCCUCAUCCGUCAUGCUUCUUUACUUCAUUGUAUGCUGCUAAGCAUCCAUCACGUCAUCAAAGGUUGAUAACACAAUUCUGUUCAUAUUAAGUAAGGUUAGCUUCUUUUUACGCUUGUGUGGGGGCUGAACAACAGUCAAUGACCUUCAGCAAGCCUCCCUUCUCUCUUUCCAUGCCAGCAUAGGUUGUAAGCACAAUUUAUGUUUAUAAUAACAAACUUUAUUUUACACUUUUAUCAGAGAUGAAUUUAAAGAGUGCCUUUACAAUUAAUAAAUGUUUUAUGAUGGCAGCAAUAUCCAUUGAGAAGCAAGCUAUGUCCAGACCUGCCAACACGUUCCCAUUUUUCAUAUUCGACAUACAUUUCAAUAUGAAUAACUUUGUACGCGUCAUUGCGCUCCAGGUACGAUUUAGUUGCAUUUUGCCGGUUUCAGUUUUGAUUUCAGUCUGCGUAACCUGGAUUAUGCUCUUGUGUCAAGGCAGCAGCAAACACUACACGGCCUCCCUCCAAACCCUCUUGCGGAGCCUGACGUGCACCACCUAAAAAAAAAUCUCACCUUGUGUACUGUAAAGGCUUAAUUAUGUUUCAGCAUAGUCGCUAUACCCCAGUCCGUCUUACGGCUUCUUGAUCUUGAUCUGCCUUGCGCUGGGGGCUGAGCGCAUGACUUGCAAUUCUCUGGCAAAACGCGAGGGGCCAGGGGCGCUGCUUGCCGUCGGGCAAGGCAGGCAACUUCUUGGGGCCCCAGUCAGGUUGAGGGACCCCAAGGGUUGACAACUUUGAACUUCUACAGCAGUGGCGCUAUGCAAAGGAACCCCUGUGAAUUUUUGCCUAGGGCCCCAACAGACUCUAAAAUCGCCUCUGGCUCAGAGUGGGCAACUACAACUCACAUGGACUAGCUAUUUAGCUUGCUUUGUAGUAGUAGUAGUAGUAGUAGUAGUAGUGAACAUUGGCAACUGAAGCUGUUGUUGGAGCUGGAACUGAUCUUUUUGAAACAAUUCAAGGUUGGCAGGUCACUGCUGAAUAUGUGAUACCUGUUGGCUACGCAGGUGGACAUCGGGUUAGGCCCUUACCCCAUGGUAUGUGGUAAUUAUUGGGGGGUUCGUAUGUGUGAAGGAGAUUAAAGUCUGGCCUUCAGUGAGCCCUAAAGCCUCAUCUACAAGCUUUUUGGUAACAAAGCCGGAGAGGCGUUAUACCUUUAUCCCCCCCCUCCACAUCCCUUCCACCAUGCCCUAAGGCCAAAGGGGGAUUAGAGGGGUUAGGGACACAACACCGUAACCAUAAAUGAUGUCAAUCCAUUUUACAUUUUAUAUAGGAUGUGCUUUUUUUGUCCAAUUUGGAGGAGAAGCAGUGAAUAUAUUGGGACACCUGGCCAUUGCACAUACAGGAAGUACAAAUGGAAGAAAAUUGUUAGUGUGUCAGAGGUCAGUGACGUUGGAUCUGUAUACAGUAGUUCAUCCCAAAUGUGUUUAACGGGCUUGUUCUUCCACACCAAACUCAACCAAGCAGGCCAUGCUUUGCAUGCCGGGAACCUUCCCAGUACACUGACCUGACGCUGCGUUUUCUUCUCGUACUUUUGUUGGAGGCACGUGUGGGACAGGAAGAGGAGUGUCUGCAGAGGUCAGAGGUGACACAGAUGCUCUUUCAAUGCACACUGACCAGGAAGUAUGUGUGUGUCCCUUUUAAUGGUUUUCCUCAGGAUAACGGUAGCGAGCCUGCUAGGCGUGUAAUCAUCAUCAGCUCAAAAGCUCAUCUUUUUGUUGAGGGGUGGUGGGGGGUGCUAUUGUUCUAGUAGAAGGGACUUGGAAGUGGUCAUGUGUAUUAAGGAAAGCAUGUGUGUAAUGUUCAAGGCCUGUGUUAAAGUCAGGAAUCCUCACAAUUGGGCAAAAAAAGAGAUGUUAGUGCUAUUUUCUAUAGUUUAUAGUAAGUUUAGCUGCUAACUUUAGUUACCAUUGACUGUAUAGUAUGUAUGUAUGUAUGUAUAAUAACAUCAUGACUGCAAAUUGCCAAUCACCUCUCUGAGACUGCUUUCGUGUGUUUCUACAAACCAUGAACAUGUAUGCAUGCGAAUACCAACAUCCGUGAGUGACAGUCAUGAACACCAGUUUUCUUUAUUUAAGUCGAACGGAAAUUGACCAUUUUUAUCCAGUUUAAUUCGGAAUUUUGAAAAAUAGACAUUUGUUGUGUGAUCUGCUCCUUUAAACCACUCAUGCCAGCCAUCAAUGAUAUUGUCAGAUUUUUGCAUAACGUUCCUUUUAAGUUCUAAACAUUUUUUACGUUUUUAAACAUUGCAACACAUGAAAAAAAUAUUCCUGUUGAGAUUUUUAAAAGAACAACAAAUCAUCUAUUUUUUUUGGACCCUUUUCACAGCUUCUACUGUGUUUAAAGUUGCACAAGCGCCUGUUUUCUCUUUUCAGUGACCCCCCUCCUCUCUCCACCAAACAACACCACCCUGCACUCCCCCCUGUUGGCCUAUUUUAACCUCCAUCAUCAUUAUUCACUUUAUGGCUUUUUUACAAUCUUGCGUGUCUAAUCCAUGAUCCCAUAGGAAUUAAUGGAAAUAAUCUGUUCCAGUGUCAAACUAUUCUAAAACCUUUGAUUAACUGUACAGGCCAUCUUUUAAGUAACAUUUUAACAAUCUUUGUGUUUGCAUGUUUAUCUUUUCAACAGAGAUGUUUGCUUGUAACCUUUAGUGUUGUGUUUCCCCCUCUUCACUUAUCUGUGCUCAUCUGAAGCCACUUCCUGCCAUUGUUGUGUCACAUCCACACUGUCUCUCUCCUCUUCCCGUCCAUCCAAUGAGGAAAUGGGGGCUUGGAGAGGAUACACAAAUAAGGGGGCAGACGUGUGUGUUUAUUAAAAAAUAAAAAAAGAAAAAGCGAGAGUCCUGCUGUAGCCUUGAUAAACCUGAAGUGCAUCCGGGCAGCCUGAUAACACAAACAGCAACGUUAGCCUGAUUGCAAAUAUCAACAAGGCAAACAAUAAUAUUUUAGACAUUUUAGCUGGACAUUAUUAUGCAGGGAUUUUUGUUUUCAGGGGGCCGUGAGAGGCGGGGGGAACUCAUAAAAUUUAUUCAAGGUUGGCAGGUCUUUUAUGUUUUUAUUCAUGAUUGAACGAGGCUGGUGCCAGCAAAUCAUACAGUGGUUUGUACAGAUAAAUAAAUACUGCAGGUUCUCAAUAGGGACGCAAUAGUCUGCCCUGCACGGGACAAUCCACCUUAUGGACCGGCGCUUUUACAAUAUAUUUUGCAAUGUGUGUCUGUGUGCACACACGUAUGUGCGUGUCCAGGUUGGCAAAAAGUCCUAAAAGACCUAAAAGCAGACAAAAAGGCAUUCUGUAUAGGACAGAGUAUAUGUCGGAGAGUCGAGGUGA
Messenger RNA from Dunckerocampus dactyliophorus (ringed pipefish), 7649 nucleotides. Its product is annotated as TBC1 domain family member 10A-like. The record is from RefSeq and is a predicted model, not a curated record. The transcript is spliced from 9 exons. Bases 369 to 1787 code for a protein of 472 amino acids. NCBI's taxonomy places the organism in Eukaryota, Metazoa, Chordata, Actinopteri, Syngnathiformes, Syngnathidae.